Medicago truncatula (barrel medic) is the source of this 596-nucleotide messenger RNA. Its product is annotated as ascorbate transporter, chloroplastic. Gene Ontology annotation, molecular function: transmembrane transporter activity. The transcript has 5 exons. Gene Ontology annotation, biological process: transmembrane transport. The record is from RefSeq and is a predicted model, not a curated record. NCBI's taxonomy places the organism in Eukaryota, Viridiplantae, Streptophyta, Magnoliopsida, Fabales, Fabaceae. Bases 114 to 596 code for a protein of 160 amino acids.
AAACACCUGUUUCGGACAUUCCUUGGAAAUUAAUUUUAUCAAAAGCACCAGUAUGGGCUCUUAUAAUCUCUCAUUUCUGCCACAACUGGGGAACAUUUAUUCUAUUAACAUGGAUGCCUACUUACUACAAUCAGGUUCUGAAGUUCAACCUCACCGAAUCUGGGCUCUUAUGUGUUCUUCCGUGGUUAACCAUGGCCGUGUUUGCAAAUAUUGGAGGGUGGAUAGCAGACACAUUAGUUAGCAAAGGUGUUUCCAUAACAACUGUUCGAAAGAUCAUGCAAUCGAUCGGAUUUCUAGGUCCUGCCUUUUUUCUUACGCAACUGAGCCAUGUCAAAACACCCGCCAUGGCAGUAUUGUGCAUGGCAUGCAGUCAGGGAUCUGAUGCCUUCUCACAAUCUGGUCUUUAUUCCAAUCACCAAGACAUUGGACCACGUUAUGCUGGCGUAUUGCUGGGACUAUCGAAUACAGCAGGUGUGCUUGCUGGCGUCUUUGGCACAGCUGCAACUGGGACUAACUCACUAUUUAUUAUUAACAAUAUUUCAUUUUUUUUUUUCACAUUAUCUUCCCGGAUCAACAUUACGCCAUUCCCGUUGUGA